AAACAAACAGGAAUCACGAGCAACCCGAUCAACCCACAACUAACUGCCCCUUCAAUCCAUCAAUACCCGUGGUGAUCAGUUGCACGUCAGGUCGAUACGUUUGCAAAACGAAAGACAUUUUCUUUGUUCUCGCCUGACCAUUAUUUGAAGAUGCAAUCAACAAAUAGAUUGGACAUUUGAUGACAUUCGACGAGUUGGUUUAUUUCUGGGCUGUGCCAGUGUUGAUCAAUAAGAGAAUUUGGGGCGCCCAUUGUUACCCUGAAUACUCGUCACUUGGCGCUGUCUGUGGUGCUGAAAUCCCGAGUGAAACAAAGGCGACUCGGGAAACUCAACAACACAAAGGAAUCAAACGUCGGUGGAUGAAAACCUGUUGGAGACUGUCUUUAAAUCACCACACGGAGCCAUUGUAUUGCAACCCUGUCGUCUGCUUUAACCGACAUUGUUCUGUGCAUCGGCAGGCGGAGAAGAGUUUCUGAUAAGCAGCUACAAGUGGAUUCCGUACAAGGUUUCAAAUUCAGCUGCACUUGUGUCUGACUGUCCCUGACCAUGAGUUCGUGGAACACGAUUCUUUAUUCUGUCCCACUGCUCAUUAUUUUGUUAGUCCGCGGCUGCUGGUUAGUCUGUGUUGAGGUUCCUUCAGACACUGAAGCUCUACAUGGAACCAAUAUGAAACUCACUUGCAUUUCCUGUAUGAAGAGAGAAGAAGUGAACACAGACACCAUGGUUGAAUGGACCUACGUGAGCAAUGAUGGGAAGGAAAUAUCAAUUUAUGAGUACAACGGAGAGCCACGAGAGCUAAAAGGACCUUAUCAGGGCAGAAUUCUGUGGAAUGGAAGUAAAGAUCUGCAAGAUGUAUCCAUAACCAUAGUGAAUGUUACACUUAACGACAGUGGUCUGUACCGGUGCACGAUCAAACGGUAUUUUAAUUAUGAGAUGCACAGACCUUCUCUGACAGAUGUGAAAGAGGUGCAGCUAACAGUGCAUGAAGACGCCCUUGAAGAUUUUACUUCAUACAUUUCAGAAAUCAUGAUGUAUCUUCUCCUUGUUUUCCUCACUUUAUGGCUUGUUAUAGAAAUGAUAUAUUGCUAUAGGAAGAUAUUGAAAUCAGAAGAAGCAGCACAAGAAAAUGCAACAGACUACCUGGCGAUACCAUCUGGAAACAAAGAGAAUCACUCCACAGUUCCUGUGGAAGAGUAGGAAUACAUUCACUUCGGACAGCGGAUAGCUUGGUUCUGCAAUCCCCAAGAAGAUCAGCCACUAGCAUCACGAUCGACUGAAAUGUUGGAAAGCAGAGAAAAACAAGUUUAUAGAAUUCUUUGGUUUGGCCUCCAUGCAGCAUUCAUUAUUUUCCUCACAACUUACAAACCAUAGGCAAGUUAUCACCUGGGAUCAGAAAUUUUCAUUUUGUAGUAUGUUUUACAAAGAGUUCUUUAUGUAUCAAUUGAACUUUUUAAGUUUGGAAUCAGCCAACCUCCUAGUUUAAUGUCUCAAUUGUUUCGCCAAAUGCAGUGUUUGGGCAGUUGAUAGCAUUCAUGUAAAUAUGUUUGCAAAUGGAGUAUAGGUUCACUGAAAGUCCAUUUGCUUUCCUGAGCUUGAUUAGAAUUUUCAGUUCACAUCAUUGACAAAUAAUUUUAAUUUUCCAUAACAGAAUAAAACUCGAGUUAUUUAUAUCAUAUGCUGCACCAAAUUGCAUGCAUCUGGCCACAUUUAAAGAUAGGUUGUCUGCUUAAAGAUCUGGAAUAUUUCAAAUAUCAUUCUAGUGGUGAAAGAGCAAGGAGAUUGCAUUACUGGUGAACAAUUUAAACCCAGCUCCACUUUUCUUUGACCUUCUUUGUAAUUUUGAGGCCUAUUAACAACCAUUAUUGUAUAGCUAUUAAUACUACUUUUGUAGCAAAAUGUUAAAAGGAGAUAAUUGCUGAAAAAUUUUAUAAGAAUCAGUUGCUGUCAGUCGUUCUUAUAUGGUGUUCAGGCCCAUUACUAAUCAAGUGUUAUUUGUGUGGAUCAUGUUUCAAAUUGCACAUGUAGAAGUCACAUUGCCAGAUGUGGUCAUUGCAUGGUUAGUUCUAUUCUAAUGGGCAGGAACAUCCAAUUGCUGCAUUUCCUUAAAUAUAUACAUACAUGUAUAAUUAAUAUCCAGGAGAGACACUGAAACCUGCUUACACAGCAACACUACAGUAAGCAAUAGUGAAAACUGAAAAUAAGGGGCACAAGAGUUUAGCUAAUCCAGUUCAUUCCAUAUUAAGUCACUUCUCCACACCAGUUUAGUAGACUGAGAUCCCUUCAUAUUGUUGUGAAUCAAGAAACUAGCUCUUAUUGGUACAAUUCAGCACACUCUAAUGUUUUAUCAUUGCAACUCAGGCCUAUAUGCUCUGUGUCCUUGAAUUCAGUAUAAGGAGCUUUCAGCCUCCAAUUUAUCUAUUAUUUUGAUUAUAUCAACUACUCAAGUUUCCCAUUAAUGCUUUUUCUAAUAUUGUUAGUAAUAAACACCCUGAGGCUGUUCUCAUAAAAUGAUAAGUACAGUGCCUAAAGAAAGUAUCUUUCUUUACACCGUCUCAAUGCACCAGCCUGCAUUUGGAGAUGUAGUCACUGAAGGUGCAUGUAGUGUACAAAGUAUGGUUCAAAAUUCAAAUUGUUUGCAUAUUCGUAGAAAUUAAACACAUUGUAACAAAUUAUAUAGAACACUUAAGAUUGAAGGAGCUGUUCAUCUGGAAUUACUUACAAAGUUAUUUGGGAAGAGGACACGUUUUCAUAUCCCAAAACAAUUUCAGAGACAAUAGCAAGUGUACUGUCUGAUUUUUGAUAGUAACAGUUAUAUUUCAAUUCCGCAUAGAUGGCAGUUUCCUGAUUAUACUUAAAUCUAAUAGAAUUUUUUAUAAUCCCAUUUUUAAUGAAUGCUGUAACUUCUAAUAAAGAUGAUCAUUAAACAACACAACUAACAGAAA
Messenger RNA from Carcharodon carcharias (great white shark), 2942 nucleotides. RefSeq names its product sodium channel, voltage-gated, type III, beta (gene scn3b). Gene Ontology annotation, cellular component: voltage-gated sodium channel complex. The record is from RefSeq and is a predicted model, not a curated record. NCBI's taxonomy places the organism in Eukaryota, Metazoa, Chordata, Chondrichthyes, Lamniformes, Lamnidae. Bases 547 to 1197 code for a protein of 216 amino acids. The transcript has 6 exons. Gene Ontology annotation, biological process: sodium ion transport; regulation of heart rate by cardiac conduction; ventricular cardiac muscle cell action potential. Gene Ontology annotation, molecular function: sodium channel regulator activity.